Molecule: messenger RNA, 1920 nt
Organism: Haliotis rubra (blacklip abalone)
Lineage: Eukaryota; Metazoa; Mollusca; Gastropoda; Lepetellida; Haliotidae
Exons: 1
Coding region: 77-1462 (461 amino acids)
Biological process (GO): response to heat; protein refolding
Molecular function (GO): protein folding chaperone
Source: RefSeq, a predicted model, not a curated record
UAUACAACGUAACUGGGUUAUAUACAUCAAAUUAAUUGCCUACAUCUUUGUCAAGAAAACGACACCGCCUACAACCAUGUUGUUCCACGUGGUACCCGAAGAUAUUUUCAGAGAGCGUGCCGCAUAUUCAAGACCCUGCCAUUACCAGAGAAACCCGUGUUGUCAACAGCAGCAGUUGGGUAAAAUAGGCUUUCUAAACGACAUUCUCCGUCCUCUCAUGGUGAUGUCGCACAACAACCCUCAGUCAGAAAGCUGUCACGGUAGACGCCAAUGUGACACAGAAAAAUGUCAGCGUGUCACACGUCGAGGGACACAGAAGGGGGAGUGUCCUACCCAGAAACGGCAGUCGCAAUUCAUGACUGCAAGCCUCGAUUUCCGCGGUUUUUCUGCAGAUGAAAUAAAAGUGAAAGUCACAGAUAACUCCAUAGUUGUGUGUGGCCGACAUGAUGACCCCAGCAACUCCUUCCGGGUCACAAGAAGACUUCCACUACCACCUGGUGUUGACAAAACGGGAGUUAUCUGCCGAUAUGUUGAAGGCAAGGUUAUCCUCGAGAUCCCCGCGUCUGCAAAACACAGUGUGGAGGACAAACAGGAGAGGCAAGAGGGCGAGAAGAAAGCUGAACACAAAGAGAAGAAAACCAGAUCUAAUCCAGCCAGGACAAGUGACACAGAUGAUGAGGAGUACGACGGUGGAAUGGAAGGAGAAAAGGAAGUUCAAGCAGCUUUUCAAGAAGGCAUGAAACACCUGUUUUCCACUAUGUUUGGCCUUCCUGUUGUUGAGAGGAAGGAGAAGAAGGAUUUGUCCAAUGACAAGGAGGAAGAAACUACUAAACAGACGACCACAGAUCCAGACAGAGAAGAACCUCGCCGGGUAGAUGACAACAAAACGACAGCCGGGUCCUUUGACAAGCAAAUGGAUGUCGAGGAAGAGAAAGGACAGGAGGAAAAUACCUGCCUAAUGUUGAAGUAUGACGAGAAGCCGUCUCUCAGACAUGACCCCAGUGACAUCGCUCGCCUGGAGGAGCAGACGGCAGGUGAAAGUGCUCCACGAGAGCCGACGACAGACCGAAAUACGGACGAGGACGAAGAAGUAGAACGACUGAUGUCAGAUGGAGAUGAAGAUGCCGAGAGUAUACUGAUCAAAGCCGACGAGAAUCUUCCCGUCACCUCAUCAUCACAAGACUUUGAAAUUCGGUUCGAUCUGUCCAACUACAAACCAGAAGACAUCCGGGUAGUUGUACGUAAUGGUGACGUCACCGUGGAAGCCGAGCGUGAGAGCAAGUGUGACGGGUACAGCGAAACUGAGACACUGCGAAGGCGCAUUCGUCUCCCAGACAAAGUGGACCAGUCCAUGUUGACGAGUGUCCUGAAUGCAGAGGGCGAGAUGACCAUUCAGGCGCCAUUCCUGUCUCAGACGAUCAGUGGAAAGGAAGGGCAAACUGUUCCAGUUGUUUGGGAGUGAUUUAAGAUUUGUGAAGUUCGUGUCGGGUGCACAGGACUCAUGUGUUGAAGUGGUCUGACACAUUUUGACUGAUAUGCUAUUUUGUGAGAAUAUGCGUUUUGAUAUAUAUUUAAUGUCAAAAAGCUGAUGAUAGCUCCUUUGAAAAUGGUAUUAUAAAUUUGAUGGUUCCAUGAAAUAUUAUAUCUCUGUGAUAUCAAGAAUUGAUUACAUUAUCUUGGUUUAGUUAUAAUCGUAUAUUUGUAAAUGAAAGCUAUUGUCCUAUUAGUAUUUGGUUGCCUUGUGAACACUCAUGCAAUUACCUACCUGAAAAUUCGAGAUAUUUCAUUGAUUUCCAUUUUGUUGUUGAUCAUUGUUCACAAACAGUCCAAGGCCUUAUUUUGUCAUUUAUCAAUUUCAUGUAUUUCACCAUGCAUUUGUUCUUGUUCCACAAAGUAAUAAAAUGAAAUCAUGCAUCCAGA